GUUCUUGUUUUCUUAGGUCAUUAUAUUUCACUGGAUACAACUCAUGGGACUCAAGGUCAGAGAGCUGUCCUCGUCAGUCCUGACCUGCAGCCUGAUGAAUGGAGCUGCCUGAGACUGGUUUACCAGAUAACUGGUAUGGAAUUCUCUCCCAGCCCAACUAUGCUGAAUGUUUUUUUUCAGCCUGAAGGAGAGAGCUUUGAUUAUCUGCUGUGGUCUACCCAAGAACAGUCUGAUGGCUGGCUAAUAGCAAGUGUUGAUUUGAGAACUACAUCAAAAAGGUACAAGAUAAUACUAGAAGGAAUACUCGGAGCAGAUGAUAAUAGCAGUAUUGCAAUUUAUGAAUUAAAAAUGACUACUGGAUAUUGCAUUGAGUGUGACUUUGAAGAAAACCAUCUUUGUGGUUACAUGAACAACUGGAACCCAAAUGUAAAUUGGUUUGUUGGAGGAGGCAACAUCAGAAAUGCACAGGCUAUCAUGCCUAAAGACCACACACUUAACAGUGAACUAGGUCACUAUAUGUAUGUUGACUCCGUUUAUGCCAAGCAGUUCCAAGAAGUAGCCCAGUUGGUCUCCCCUUUAAUUGUAACUUCUAUAUCUGGCUGUCUUUCUUUUUAUUAUCGAAUUCAGCGUGCAAGCAGCAAUGUUUUUAUGGUCUACACUAGAGACUUGCAUGGCAGCUAUGAGGAAAUCUGGAAAAUGAAUGAUGUACGGCAAGGGGAAUGGAACCUGGCAGAGGUUAACCUAAAUGCAUUAUUCCCAGUAGAGGUUGUAUUUGAAGUUGCAUUUAAUGGCAUCCAAGCAGGCUAUGUUGCUGUAGAUGAUAUUUCAUUUUCCUCAGAAUUCUGUAAUGGUGAACAAGACACUGUAUUCAAUGCACAUGAAGCUGGAUGUGAUUUUGAGAAUGAUCUUUGCACGUUCCACCUAGAUAAUAAAGAUGGAUGGAGUAGAGUGAAAGUGAAGCCCAAUAUCUACAGAAUGGGAGACCAUACAACCGGCCUGGGUUAUUUCGUGCUGGCUAAUACAAGAUUUACUUCUCAGUCGGGUUAUUUGGGACGUCUUUAUGGCCCUUCUUUGCCAGGAAACAUGCAGUAUUGUCUAAGAUUUUUCUACACACUCUAUGGAUUUUCUAAGAUGAGUGACUCCUUGGCUGUGUACAUCUUUGAAGAAAACCAUGUGGUUCAAGAAAAAAUUUGGUCUGUUCAGGAGUCACCUAAAGGAGUUUGGCAACAAGCUGAAAUUAGCAUAAAUAAGCCCAUGACUUGCCAGGUAGUGUUUGUAAGUUGGUGUAAAAGUUUUUGGGAUUGUGGUCUUGCAGCACUUGAUGACGUAACAGUGAGCAUUGGAAACUGCCAAGUAGCAGAUAAGAUGCCUCCACUGCCUGGAAGAUGUAACUUUGAAAGAGAUGAUUGUGGAUUUCAACAGGAAUGGCAAAGAAGGGGUAUUUGGCACAGAAAACGAGGAGAAACACCAACAUCUUACACUGGACCAAAGGGAGGGAGACCACACUUCUGGGGUAGGAUAUUACAUGUACAUUGAAGCCACCAACAUGGUUUAUGGACAGAAAGCAAGACUUAUCUCUAGGCCACUUCGAGCCAUCCAUGGAAAACAGUGCUUAACUUUCUUUUACCAUAUGUACGGUGCCGGCACUGGACUUCUUAAUGUAUACGUGAGAGAAGAAUUUGGCAGAUAUAAAGAUACUCUUCUGUGGACCAGGAGAGGUGAACAAAGUAUUAGUUGGUUGAGAGCACAGAUAGAAUAUGAAAGCAACAGGCAACACAGGAUAGUAUUUGAAGCCAUACGUGGUAUUUCUAUAAGAAGUGAUAUUGCAGUUGACGAUAUCAUGUUUCAGAAUGGAUCUUGCAAAGAUUCAGAAGAUUCUGGGACGCUACAAUCAUCUGGAUAUUCAGAUGACUUCAAUGAAAUUGAUUUUUAA
Staurois parvus is the source of this 1933-nucleotide messenger RNA. NCBI's taxonomy places the organism in Eukaryota, Metazoa, Chordata, Amphibia, Anura, Ranidae. The record is from the annotation of a GenBank genome assembly.